Molecule: messenger RNA, 5539 nt
Organism: Cyanistes caeruleus (blue tit)
Lineage: Eukaryota; Metazoa; Chordata; Aves; Passeriformes; Paridae
Gene: ADGRG2
Product: adhesion G protein-coupled receptor G2
Biological process (GO): adenylate cyclase-activating G protein-coupled receptor signaling pathway; cell surface receptor signaling pathway
Cellular component (GO): plasma membrane
Molecular function (GO): G protein-coupled receptor activity
Source: RefSeq, a predicted model, not a curated record
GUGGGCCGAGGCCGCCGUGAGGGGCUGCGGGCAGCGCGGCCGGGAUUCGUCCUGAGCAGCGCCGCGCUGCUCAGCAGAAUGGUUGCCUGGGGAAAACAGCACUGCUGUGUUGGCAGAAUACAGGAUGUUUUCUUGAGAUUCAGAAUUGUUCAAGCAGUCCUUUUACUUCAGUUGUUCUUGGCUACAGCAAGCAAAGAUCAGGAGGAUUUCCUAGGGCGAUACAAAGCCGUCUUUAAGACUGCAUGUGAAGAUCCUUGGAGUAUGUCUUCAAGAAUUUCUCUGCAUCCCUUGCGAGAAUUCCUUGUCUGUGUGCACCUCAAGCUGUAUUCCUCAAAUAGUCCAUGGACAGCAUAUGUAUAUGCAGAAAAAACUCUUCACACCAAUCUCUCUGCAAAUAAGUAUGAUCUUGGACUUACAGGAGAUCAUGGUAAAUUGAAGAUAUGGUUGUUUGGAAAACAAAUAAAUACUGCAGUAAGACUUCGUAAAAACACUUGGAACCAAAUAUGUAUCCAGUGGAAAAGUGACAAUGAGGAGAUGAAGGUAUUCAUAAAUGGAACAGAAAAAUUACACAAGAAACUAAAUGGGAAAGUCAAUUUGCCUGGAAAAGGCCAGUUUUUACUUGGCUGUUCAAAGCUGCAAGGUACAGCUGCAUCACCUGGCCAGGGUAUGACUGGGGAGCUGUACCUGUUCAGAAUGUGGGACAAGGCAAAUAUAACACAAUCUAAGGACUGCCAGGAUAGUGGUGUUAUACGCUGGAGAAAGGAGGAUUGGACCUAUAACACAACAGUAGAAGAGGAUGACUCUUUACAAUGUGUUGAAACUACUGCUACGCUGCCUAGCAGAAAAAUAACAGAUUCAGAAGAAUCAGCUGCAACUACAGUUUUUGAUAUGUCUUCAGAGGAGACUACACAAAGUACAGAAACCCUUACAACAACUGAUUAUUACUCCACCAUAACACCAGCAGGAGAAACCAUUGUAUGCAACGUAACACGUGCCUGUAAUUAUUCAGUGUUCUAUGUGGGCAAGGUAAAACUGCGGGCAAGUGAGGAAAGUAACGCAUCACUAAAUGUAGAAAUAAUUGAUAACAUAACCACCCACAAUCAAGUCAAAAAAGUAAUUGAAAUUCCAGCACAUACCCCACAAGAACUGAGCAUUUCAGAGUUCAACAAAACCUUGCGAGCAGUAAGUGAGUCCUCUGUUAUGGAAUGCAGUGCAGACAACCAGAGUACACACUGCAAUUUUAUAAUGAAGCUGGCUGAGAGAGAGAAUAUAAGCAGUUUAACGGAAAAAGUAAAAAUAAGUCAACUUGAUCGGUGCUGCUGUUCAUCACUGAAGUAUUGUUCCUUGACUGCUGAAGAAUUACAAAUGUAUACUAUACAAGUGCCACCUCAUCUUAUAUGGGUUCCUUCCUCUCAUUCUCCUUCUCUGUCUAAAAAGACUUUCCUCAAUUCUAAUUCUUUUUUCCCCCCCACUAUACUUUCUACUGAACAAAGCCCCACAAUUAGACCACUGAUCCCACCAUUCACAGAAAUUUAUUUUUCUGGAACUCUUUCCACAUCUCCCCUUACAGACCCUCUCUCUGAAAAUUCUAUGCCUUCCACCAGUGUUACCACUACACAUUCCUCUUCCGAGUCUCUUGCUCAACCUACUAUGCCAACUUUUUCUUUCAUAACUUCCAACAAAUCCAUCACUGUUCCCAUACCUGCUACAAAAUCUGUUACUAAUGCUGCUUUCUCAAUUAAAUCUGACGCUGCACUCCUUAACAAGACUUCUACAAUACUUCCUCCUUCUGGAGGUUUCACUAAACAUUCUUCACUUUCUUCUUCUGAGCCUCACAAACUUCCAAUUGUAAGUCACCACUUUGAGGCUAGCACCAGAUCAGUUGCACAAAUUCCCCCUAUUCCAAGCCAACCUAUAUCCCGUCCCAAAAAUGUUAGUACAGUACCUAUUGUUCCCCUUACUCCUUUCACAAUAUCUUUGACCCCUACUGCUAGUCCUGGCAACCAUUCUGUCUCAGCUUCUCAUCCUACUGCUGAUGGCCAUGGGAUCCCAGGAAAAACCAUUUCAGCUACCACAAAAGUGACUUCUGUGCACACCACCAUUAGUAUCGCGACAGCUGAACAAAUUGUGUCCAAAAUAGAAAAUGAUUUAGCAGCUGGAAAAGUAGAGCCAAAAGAUGUAGAAAGGAUGGUUGGUGAGGUGAGCAGUAUCCUCACUGCUUCUCAGCCAUUACCACCACGAAUUUCUAACAGAAUUAUAAAACUGGUGGAUUAUAUUGGCUUAAAACUAAACUUAUCAACAUCAUUGGCUGAAUUUGUCUCCCCUUCCCUGGCUCUGGCAGUUGUCAAUACAAACAGAAUCCGUUCCAGCCAGAUGUCUUUUGCUGUCCAGGACUCAGCUGAUCUCCAGAUAUCUCUAGGAGUUCAGGCAAUUCAGAAUUUAAAUAAUCUUGGAUCAAUUACACUUCCUUCAUCUUUGCUGAAGAAUUUACCCACUGCAGAGUUGGACUUGGCUUCUAGAAUUAUAUUCAACUUCUUCAAAAAGACCACUGUGUUCCAGGAUCUGUCCUUGAAGAAUGCAUCUUUAAUCAGUGGUGUUAUAUCAUCAAGUGUUGCUAACCUCACAAUUAGCAACUUAAUGGCAAAUGUUACUGUCAUUUUGCAGAAUAUCAGACCUAAUCAGGAUAAUUCCACAGUUAGAUGUGUUUUUUGGGACUUUAAUAAAAAUGGUGGACAUGGAGGCUGGUCAUAUGAAGGCUGCACAGUUAAAGAAAGUAGAGUAAAUGAAACAGUCUGUUCAUGCAAUCAUCUCACAAGUUUUGCAGUUUUGAUGGACUUGUAUGGAAAUACCCCUUUGAAUCCCACACAAGAAUUGGUACUGACUUUUAUAUCAUAUAUAGGCUGUGGCCUCUCUGCAAUUUUUCUUUCUGUUACUCUUGUGACCUACAUAGCCUUUGAGAAAAUCCGGAGAGACUACCCCUCCAAAAUACUAAUUCAGUUGUGUGCUGCAUUACUUCUACUCAACUUAGUUUUUCUCCUUGACUCAUGGAUUGCGCUGUAUGAUACACGAGGCCUAUGCAUUGCAGUUGCAGUAUUUCUUCACUAUUUCCUCUUGGUUUCCUUCACCUGGAUGGGCCUGGAAGCUUUCCACAUGUAUCUGGCCCUUGUGAAAGUCUUUAACACCUAUGUACGGAAAUACAUUCUUAAAUUUUGUGUUGUUGGUUGGGGGUUGCCAGCAGUAGUUGUGUCCAUUGUGUUGGCAGUAUCACCAGAUAAUUAUGGACUUAUAACCACUGGAAAGGUUUCAAUCAAUGGACCUGAUGAAUUCUGCUGGAUCAAAAAUAGAAUUGUCUUCUAUAUUACUGCUGUGGGAUACUUUUGCCUGAUAUUCCUGAUCAAUAUCAGCAUGUUCAUUGUUGUGCUGAUCCAGCUCUGUCGUAUCAAAAAGAAGAAACAACUCGGUGCUCAAAGGAAAACCAGUAUUCAAGACCUUAGGAGUAUUGCUGGCCUCACAUUCUUGUUGGGAAUUACUUGGGGGUUUGCUUUCUUCACAGUAAAUGAAGUAUUUACUUACCUCUUUACCAUUUUCAACACUUUGCAAGGGUUCUUCAUUUUCAUCUUCUAUUGUGUAUCAAAGGAGAAUGUCCGUAAACAGUGGAGAAGAUAUCUUUGUUGUGGGAAAUUCAGGCUGGCUGAAAACUCUGACUGGAGUAGAACUGCUACGAAUGGUUUAAAGAAGCAGACUGUAAAUCAAGGAGUAUCUAGUUCUUCCAAUUCCUUACAAUCAAACAGUAACUCCACUAACUCUACAACACUGCUAAUGAAUAAUGAUUAUUCAGUCCAUGCAAAUGGAAAUGGCCAUCUUCCCAGUGAGAAGAAUGGUGUUUGUUUCAGUGUACAGAAUGGUGAUGUGUGUCUCCAUGACUUUUCAGGCAAACAACUUGUAUUUCAAGACAAGGAUGAUACUGGCAGCCAAGAAAGCCAAAUCUCACUUAGAAGGACUUCAAAGAGAGGAAGCCUAAGUUCUAUGGAGAAAAUGUGAUUUCCUUUUAUACAGCACAUUGUUUUACAGUGUGGAGUUUUACUUUAAUAGUUUUACAUAAUGUGAGCAGACCAAGAACUGGUUUUAUUUAAUAUAUGGUACUGGAACUUCAAGGCAGCCAUAAAAUGGAUUGACAAGGACAAUUAUUUUAAAAAAAAAGGAACCUACUAUUUUGACAAGAUCCUGGGAUGUCAUAUUAUAGCUGGCACACUUUUUGUUUCUUCAUCAGAAUGGGGUUUUUUAAGGGUUUUUUACAUUUAAACAAAAGUUUUAUUUAGACUUUUUUCAUUACAAUUAAGUUUAUCUGGAUAUAGUGCUUAGUAGUAUUGUAUAAAUGUAGAAAGUUACAACUUGUGCAUACAAACGAUGUUAACUUUAAAAAUGUUAGCUACGCUGUCUUCAACUUUUUGUAUGUUUUAGUAGCAAACUCUGCAGUGAUGUACAUAAGCAGAAGAUAUCAACCUUUAAGCAUCUCAAUUAUACUUUUAUAUUUAUUUCUUGUAAUAUAAAUAUAACUAUGUAUAGAAAAACAAUUGGUAUUUUGUUUGUAACUUUUAUUGUAAGUUUGCAUUUUUCUUUAGUUAGCUAACUUUAACAUAGAACGGUACAAAAGUUAAUUUGUCCAGUAAGUGGAUCACUUACAGUGGUUUGAGUAUAAUCACUAGAUGCAGAACUGUAAAUAUCAAACACAAUCAGUCUAGAACCUUUAGCUACCUUUUCGUACACCACAGAGGGAUAGAAAUUGAGUAUAAUUCAAGUAGAGUGCCAUGAAUAGAGUAUUAAAUAAAGUAGUCAGUAGGUUAUUAAGUGGAACUAAGUUGUGUUAGUGGCUUGAGUGAACUCAUCAGUUUUUGACAUUGAUUUCACCAGGGUCAGUAUUUAUCUUGAAUGGUGGGACACUGCCAUUGCAAUUUCUCAGUUGCAAUGAUGAAAGGAGAGAAGUUUGGGGAGGGCAAAUUGAAGAAAAAAUAUAAAUAAUAAAUGACAGCUGCUAUAUUUAGUAGCUGAGAAAGUGUUUGUUUCAUUGUAUGGUUGUUUUUGAGGGGCAGCUCUUGAGCUAUUCUAAUGAGUAUUUCUGCUUGUGCUUUGGCUCUUGGUUGGCAAACCACAUACUGAGGUGUUACCUCAGUAAUUGCUGAAGCAAAAUUUCAUUCCUCUUGUGAUAUUUACCUGAAAAAAAUGGAUUUUGGCUCUUCAUGUAAAACAGAUGAAAAUCUGUACAACAUCAUGAAGAUUCCUCCUGAACAGAAUUUGGCCUAAGUCCUGGUUUUACUUCUUCCUCACACAUAUGUGCAGCUGGGACCACUGGUUUUUUUUUUAAAUUUUCAUUCUUGGGCAAAAGUUGGAUGCUCCCAAAGCAAGCUAGGACAAACUGGUGGCAGAGUACCAGGCCCUGUAAAGAGGGCUGCAUGAAGCAGGUGCAUGCUGAAGGGGAGCCAGGGCUCUGCUUUCCCAGUGGGGAGGGCUCAGUGCUGCGCUCUGGAAAUAAUCUCCUCAA